Molecule: messenger RNA, 1988 nt
Organism: Suillus subalutaceus
Lineage: Eukaryota; Fungi; Basidiomycota; Agaricomycetes; Boletales; Suillaceae
Exons: 2
Coding region: 318-1988 (556 amino acids)
Molecular function (GO): protein binding
Source: RefSeq, a predicted model, not a curated record
GGGCCGUCUUGCACAAACUCACAUAAGACGAAUAAGAAGGGCAGCUUCAAGUUCGUCAUAAGCGCCUUAUGUCGACCACUUGGAAAGCUUCGCCGCUCGGGCGGACGUGGGAACUGCCUGUCUUGACUCUUGAAGCUUGAGAACUCAUUCAACACAUAAUCAUACACGCAGCUAGUUCGUCCAUUUUACGAUUGAAGGGCACAGGGAGACUAUCCUACUACUCGUUCGGAAUUUGCACCCGAUCAUCGAGACCUUCGGACAACGACUCAGAGAUUCCGAAAGUACAUUUUUUUGACCGUAAGAAUCGGUCCUACUUGAUGAUGGUUUUCACUUCCAUAGACAUCAUUCCUAGGGGUGGAACCACCCUCGUUGAGCAGUGUCGCACAGACAUAGACAAAGAUAUCGCUGCACUAUUUGCGUCCUUGAGCGCCCUUCGCUCUCGCAGGAAUGCUCUUGCCUCUAUAUUUUCCCUUCCACCCGAGGUUCUCGUGAAUAUCUUCAUAUACUUCGUAGAAGAGGGGAAUUUCAAGAUUUAUACGGGCAUACCCCGCCGUGGUGGUGCUCCUAUUCUAAUGAUAGUCACACACGUUUGCAGGCACUGGCGCCAAGUUGCCCUCGAGUGCCCGAGUCUUUGGACAUUCAUCGACAUUGACUGUCUCUCUGCUCCUUGGGUACCCAUCAUGCUUGAGAGGUCGAAGAAAGCUGCUUUGGUUGUCAUAUACAAUGAACCGUCCUCGCCAGAAUAUUGGCCACUGGUGCAACUUCUUUCGCAGUUGCCUCGAAUCAAAGUCCUCAAGUUGUGCACAUUCUCAAUUGUUGUCGAUCUCAUUUUGGACUGCUUAUCAUCGGAGCCCGCCCCGUUGCUUCAGAUAUUCAAUUACAAGGUCCUGGGGAACCAUGAUCCGAGAAUUUCCGUCAGGCCCAUAUCAGACUCCAUUUUUCAAGGACGUGCCCCUCUACUUCGGAGCGUCGAGCUGGCAGAAUGUGCAUUCAUCUUGACAUCGCACGUUUUUAGCGGGCUUCAGACACUAGAUUUGAGACAAAUCGGGCCUUCUCCUCAUCUUACCCUGUCGCAGCUCCACUCAGCUCUGAAACGUAUGCCUGAUUUGGAGCUGCUUACACUUUUUCUGUCGUCCAGAAUUUCUGAGGACACCGAGCUCUUCGACCAAGUUCCGCUCACUCGGUUGAGAAGGAUAGUGUUGAAUGGCUGCGCCAUCCGAACCGCUGUAUCCCUCUUCUCACACCUAGUCCUUCCUGUUGAUGCCAGCAUCGCUCUAUGCCUCACAGAGAUUGAAAGCCCACAAAGCUUUUCUGAUCUAUUUUCUGCCAUCCACAAGGACCCUGACAGAUCUUUUCCCAUCAUUCGGUCCCUGCAUGCCAAAUUUACGGACGAUACAGUCAGUGUCCAAUUCAGCACGUCAUUGGCGUACAUUCGUAACAGGGAUAUAGUACGACUCUCCAUCCAAUUCGAAUAUGCUAGCGACUCUGCCAUCAUAUUUGGCAUGUGUCGGAUGGUCCCGCAUCACAAGAUCCAAAAAUUGUAUAUAUCAACCUCCCUUGAUCUCUCGCAAGAUUUCUGGCGCGCAGGGUUCGCCCACCUUCCGGAGCUUGAAAGUGUCAAUCUGAGAAGGACAUCCAUUGCAGGCUUUAUCCUUGCGCUCAUGCCUGUAGGCGUGUCCAUGGCCUGCCCCUUACUCCGUGCUCUGGAUAUUUAUGAUACCGAUAUCGGAUGCGAUGAACUUAGAGACCUUCGGGAGAUUGCCAGAAUGCGAGCCAAAGGUGAUGUUUGCAUACAAAAACUCGGAUUGAUGGACUGCAGGAAUGUGACGGAAGGAAAUGUGCAACUCCUUGAGAGAGUAAUUGCAUAUGUUGAAUGGGAUGGGCAUGAAGAUGUGUUGAUGAACAGCCACGGCGGCUGUAUUUGUCCCACAUGCUUGGACUCGGAUGAUUCAGAAGAUUCGUCUGCCGAUGCGCAUUCGGAGGACUAG